AUGUGGAUGUUCAACGAGCGCAGCACCUUGCAGCCAACUCCAUUACCCUUUCCAGAGGUGAGGCUGGUGGGGGGACCUAGCCGCUGCCAGGGCCGGCUGGAGAUCCUGUACAAUGGUUCCUGGGGGACCGUGUGCGAUGAUGACUGGGACGUGGUAGAUGCCAAUGUAGUCUGCCGCCAGCUGGGCUGCGGGUAUGCCCUGCCUGUGCCCUUGCCCCUUGCCUUUGGCCAGGGCCGGGGCCCCAUCCAACUGGACAACGUGGACUGCAAGGGACAGGAGGCGGCCCUGAGUGAGUGCGGUAGCCACGGCUGGGGCGUCCACAACUGCUACCACUACGAAGACGUGGCCGUCAUGUGCGAUGAGCUCUUACCGACGCUGGCCAGGAAGGUGCUAACGAGCAGAGCCCCCACCACCAUGACCCCGAAGAAUGGCAUAGGUGAUGGCAGCAUCCGCCUGGUAAGAGGUGCCAACCCCUGCCAAGGCCGGGUAGAGAUCCUACACGAUGGCACAUGGGGCACCGUGUGCGACGAUGACUGGGGGCUCCCCGACGCCACGGUGGUCUGCCGCCAACUGGACUGCGGCAGCGCUGUGGCUUCCAAGACCAACGCCUACUUUGGCUACGGCACGGGUCACAUCUUGCUGGACAACGUGCACUGUGACGGCCGAGAGCUGCGCCUGGCAGCGUGUCCCAGCCUGGGAUGGGGCAUUCACAACUGUGGGCACCACGAGGAUGCCGGGGUCAUCUGUUCAGGACGCAGCGCUCCCACCGUUACGUCCUCCCCAACCCUGCUCACCCGGGAUGGCAAGGUCAGGCUCACUGAGCCCGCUACAGUCACGGAAGGUGCCGCCGAGCCCACCCGGGAGGCAACCAUCCUCACCAUGGCCGCGGGAAAGAAAACUGGCCGCCUGCGCCUGGUGAGUGGGGACGGCCCCUGCCAGGGCCGCGUGGAGGUCCUGCACCAGAGCCGCUGGGGUACCGUGUGUGAUGACGACUGGGACUUCGCCGAUGCUCAGGUGGCGUGCCGGGAGGCGGGCUGCGGGCGGGCCGUGGGGGCCACCGUCCUGGCCUACUUCGGCUACGGGAAGGGCCCCGUCCUGCUGGACAACGUGGACUGCACCGGCGUGGAGACCCGCCUGGCCGACUGCUUCCAUCUGGGCUGGGGCCAGCACAACUGCGGACACCACGAGGACGCCGGCGCCAUCUGCAGGGAGCCAGGCGCAGAGGAGCCCGUGCAACAAGUGUGGCAAGAUGUCCCUGAGACUACGACAAAGGUGGUCGCCAGCGUGCCUCCCAGGGACGGUAAACCCGGGCUUUCCAAGGGCAGGGUCUCUGUCUCCCGGCCAGGUCCGGGCUGGGGGCGGGACCGAUGCUCGGUGUAUCCCAGAGUCCCGGGCUCUGGAUCCCGGAGACAGGCUGAGGGCGAGGGCGGGAUUUCUCUGUAUCCGUCCGCUUUGGCUCCUCACCUCCUUCUCCGCCCAUCCCCCCCAGGCCACCUCCGCCUGGCCAACGGCAGCCACCGCUGCGAGGGCCGCGUGGAGCUGUACCUCCUCCGCCAGUGGGGCACCGUGUGCGACGACGCGUGGGACCUGCGCGCCGCGGGCGUGGUGUGCCGCCAGCUGGGCUGCGGGGAGGCCCUGGCGGCCCCCGGGGAGGCCCGGUUCGGCCCGGGCCAGGGGCUCAUCCUCCUGGACAACGUCAAGUGUCGGGGCGGCGAGACGUCUCUGCUCCGCUGCUCUCACAUCCGCUGGAACGCGCACAACUGUGACCACGCGGAGGAUGCCGGGGCCCUGUGCCGGCCGCGAUGAUCCCGCUCGCCCUGCCUCUGGUCUCCGCCCAGCAGCUCCCCAGAACCUCGGGUGCCGGAGCAAGGUUCCCCCCGCCUUCCAGCACUUCUCAGUGGGGGGCCCCGCUGACACGGGGGUCCCUCCUGUGGAGCCGGGACAGGGGACCACACAUAUCCAGACAGUGCCAUCCAAGAAAAAGACCCCACGUCGGAGUUGUCAUCCCUUCUCAGACUCGUUUCACAGCCCCGGGCCUCAGUUUCUCCCAUCUGUAUAAUGGGAGAAGAAGCGUCCCCACCUUUCUCUAAAUUAUUGAAAGAUCCUGAUGGGGAUACAGUGAACUCGAAGCCAAGAUGCCUCCAGAAAUGAGAGGGACACCUUGGACCCCCUACCUGGGAUCACUAAGGCAGGUGACUCGGCCAGAUUCCCCUCCCCCCUAGGUCUGAAAGCCAAAGAUCAUCAGGGAUUCUGGCCAGCGGAAGGGACUGGGGAGGAGUGAGUUCCACAGAGGGGCCUUACAGCCACUCGGACACCCUUAGGUGCAUCUUGGGAAGAGACCCUCCCCUUCCCGGGAUUUCCCACCUCAGGACUUUGCUUAUCUCUCUCUGAGAAGGGGGAGACCCCACACGCCCUCCCACCUGCCCUCCUGCCCGGGUCUUUCCCCUCCCCCUCCCCCCAACAAGGGCCCUCACACAUGGUGCUCGGAGCAUGGCGCACGUGGGUCACAGCAUCUUCAUUGUGGGAUAAGGGAAUCAAAGGCUACGGUCAUGGCUGGGGAGCACUCCCGUCCCUGCCGCAAAGGUGCCCUCGGCGCCUAGAGGAGCGGCAGAUCCUCUGAGCCCUAAGAGGAAGGGGGCUCGGGAGCUGGGAGGCGAUACCUCCCCCCUGGGGACCCUUCCCUCCCACGGGGCCCAGCACCCACUCCCCACGGGCUCAGUCAGUAGUCCCGAGGCCCGCAGCCUCUUGGCCAGGAGGGAAUCGUGUAGCCACCAAGUUAUAGUCGUCAAGCAAAUAAAGGACUUUGUUCUUCUUUUAA
Molecule: messenger RNA, 2818 nt
Organism: Antechinus flavipes (yellow-footed antechinus)
Lineage: Eukaryota; Metazoa; Chordata; Mammalia; Dasyuromorphia; Dasyuridae
Gene: SSC4D
Product: scavenger receptor cysteine rich family member with 4 domains
Exons: 10
Coding region: 1-1806 (601 amino acids)
Cellular component (GO): membrane
Source: RefSeq, a predicted model, not a curated record